AUGAUGAAAUCAUUAUCUUACAAAAACAUUGUACACUCUAUUGAUUGUGGAAAUUAUAUGAAAUAUCGUUCAUUUGAUGGCAUCAAUUACAAGAGUGUAAAUUUUAUAAAUUAUUUCAAAGGACUAAUAUUUUAAAGGUUCCUCAGAAUUUGUUGAUUAUUAUAAUGAGCAAGAGACUAUAAAAGUAAAAAAGACUGUUGAUUCAGAAUUGUAUUUAACUUAAAGAUAAGGAUAACAUUUUGCUUACUAAAUUCCAUUAAAUAAUGAUUAACCAGAAACUAAAAAUUAUAUAUUGAUACUCAAUUUUGCUGAAGUACAUUAUUAUCAUACAAUUAGCUACAAUAUUAAGAAAGUAAUGCAAGAAUUUUUGAAGUAUAUUUUGGGAAUAAAAUAGUUAUUGGUGAUCUUGAUAUCUAUUAAUAAGUUGGGACAAGAACAGCUUACAUAAUAGAGAUAAGUUUUUAAAUUGUUGGAGAAUAAAUUAUAUAUUAAGGUGAGUAAAUUUAUGGGGCUAUAAGUAAGAAUAAUGAGUUGAUAAUCAGAUUUAAAGCAAUAAAAAGCAAGGCAGCAAUUGCUGGAAUGAUGUUAAAGAUUGAAGAUAAUUAAGUUGAAAUAGAAAAUAUUUAAAACAAAAAAAAUACUUUUAAGGCAAUAGAUGGAUUUAAGAUAUUAUCAGAUAAAAGUUUGAAAAUUAUUGAAAAUGGAGUUUAAGAAAUUUAAAAAGGUCUUAAUAACAAUAAUGCAAAUAAAUAUGAUGAUACUAAUAAUAGAAAGAGCUCAAAAAAGGAAAUAAAAUUAUUUGAAUUCUUAAUUAAUUUAUUGAAUAUAUUAAUUAAAUCACCUUUUGGAAUUGUACUUGCAAGCAGUUUUUUAGGAAUUUGUUUGAUAACAUUGGUAGAACUAUUUUGUAAUAAAAAAUCAAAAUUUAAAGAGUUUAACAAAAUUAAGAAUUCAAAGUUAGAUUGA
Molecule: messenger RNA, 966 nt
Organism: Paramecium primaurelia
Lineage: Eukaryota; Ciliophora; Oligohymenophorea; Peniculida; Parameciidae
Source: the annotation of a GenBank genome assembly